AUGCGGAAGUUCAUAAACAAGGUUAAGCAGCGAUUGGAGGAUCCCGCUGAGCACGGCUCUCAGGGUGUGGUCGUUGUGGGCGCGCCAUCGGUCGAGGCACCAGCCCACUGGGCAUCGUUUCCCAGCGAGCAAGAUUGGUUUCGCUACCGCAAGCAGCGCGGAGUUAACCUAGGGUCUUGGUUUGUUCUCGAGAGAUGGAUCUCAGACUCUCCAUUCCGCAAUGCCGCGGGCUCGGGUCAGAGCGAUCUCGACGUAGCGACGGGGUCGGGUGCCAAGGAGAUACUUGAGCACCACUGGGACACCUGGAUCGUCGACGCCGAUUGGGACUGGCUCGCAGAGAAGGGGAUCAACACCGUCCGCAUCCCAAUCGGGUACUACCACAUCUGCGGGGUCGAUCCCUCCGUCCUCGACGGCACCGAUUUCGCCAAUCUCGGUCACAUCUUCGUGGGGGCAUGGAGCAGGGUCACGAGCGCACUCGCCCGCGCACAUCGAUCUGGGAUCGCCGUGCUUUUCGAUCUGCACGCUGCGCCGGGGAAACAGAACGCGGACGCGCACUCGGGGACGUCCGCGCACCCGGCAUUCUUUGCGCACCCGGCGAAUAUGGCCCACACCGUGCGCAUCCUCGCCGCGUUCGUCGCCCAUAUGACCGCCUUUGCUCGAUCACAUGACCCGCCUCUCCCGAACCUCGUUGGCGUCGAGCUCCUCAACGAGCCGCAGCCCGGGUCGGCGAACGACUCCUUGAAGGCGUGGUACCGGGAUGCGUUUCGAGCUGUGCGCGCGAUCGACCCCGAUCUCCCGCUGUACAUCAGCGACGCCUGGCAGACCGACAACUACACGGGCUUCAUCAAGACUGCGGACACACCAUUCGUAGUGCUCGACCACCAUCUAUACCGAUGCUUCACCUCCGAGGAUACUGCGAUGCCGGCUGCGGAGCACGCGCGACGACUCCGAGAUGGCGGCGAGGGCACCCCACAGCUAAUUGCGCGGGUUGCUGGCGAGCUAGAGGGCGCUGGCGGGGGGCUCGUCAUCGGCGAGUGGUCCGCCGCGCUCAAUCCGGGCUCGCUACACGGGGCAAGUGACGAGAGGCAGGAGAAGAGGGCGUACGUUGAGGCGCAGCUGCAGCUUUAUGAGCAGCACUGUGCGGGGUGGUUCUUCUGGACGUACAAGAAGGAGCACCCCGGUGACACGGGGUGGUCGUUCCGCGAGGCGGUGGACGCGGGUGUCUUCCCAUCUGACUUCGCCAGGCGUGGCGCAACGCCGGGACAACGUGGUGGGGCGAGCGAUGCGCGUCGGGACUCGGCGAGGGAGAGGGCGCUAGGCGAGCAUGUGGGCUAUUGGCAGCAGUACCCCGGCAACUACGAGCACUGGCGAUUCGCCGACGGGUUCACGGGAGGCUGGAACGACGCUUACCUGCUCAGCACACUCGCUGCGCAGGGCGCGUACGCCGAGGAGAUCGGAUUCGUCGGUCCGUGGAAGAAGCGGCGCGUCCGCGAGCACAUCCAAGAGAAGGGAAAUAAUAGCAUAUGGGAGUUUGAACAUGGCUUCUCGCAAGGCUUGCGGGCGGGAAGCGCCGAUCUUGCUGCCACACGAUGAAUAUUGCCGUGCUGUGUCACGGACGCGUGCGUAUGCACGAAGGGAGCUCAAGGGAGACUGUGUACAUUAUUGCGAGUUCGGCGGUUGCUGAUGGAGCGGUAUGGGUAGUAGACUAACGGGUCUCAUAACAUCCCGCG
Molecule: messenger RNA, 1730 nt
Organism: Trametes versicolor FP-101664 SS1
Lineage: Eukaryota; Fungi; Basidiomycota; Agaricomycetes; Polyporales; Polyporaceae
Product: glycoside hydrolase
Exons: 6
Coding region: 1-1593 (530 amino acids)
Biological process (GO): glucan catabolic process
Cellular component (GO): cell surface; extracellular region
Molecular function (GO): glucan endo-1,6-beta-glucosidase activity
Source: RefSeq, a predicted model, not a curated record